AAAUGAUCAUCCCCAUACAGUGUUUGUGGUUUACUAUAGCCAUCAAGCUCAUUGUAGGAUUAUUGAGACCGAUGUCUGAAGACUAUUUCUAUUGGUAGAAUCACCACUUAUGCGACCGGCAGUAUCAGAAUUUCAUUUGGGAUAACAAUUUGCUGCAUGUUAAUUCGUGGCGCUUAAUAUUUUUAGAAAUUAACCUCUCCCUUUCUAAGGUGUUCUACUUAUACCAAGUUACAAAUUACCGUAAACAAAAGCUGUUUGCGUAAUAUACAUUGUCACUGGGAAGAAAUGUUUGUUUUCAAAAUAGUGUGCACGUUUCGAGCGCCUGUUUCAAAUGACAGUUCAAAGUGUAUUUGUAAACUUAAUCUUACAUGGAAACAAGGCCUACUCCACUCAUAUUUGCGUCGUAAAUGUUUAGUUAUGAAUAUCGUGUAGUUUUGCUACACUCCUAUAUGUGACAAUUUGAUGAAACAUUAUGUUGGUGCAAAAUUACCGAAGUGUGCAAUGAAACUCCCGUUCGAUUAAUUGGAUACUUUUUUUAGAAUUUCUACUAGUUUGUACUUCAGGAAUAUUUGGGACGACGAUGGACGACAGAGAAGAUGUGCCUAUCUUGUAUGGUGUAUUUAUAAUCGAGGAAAGUAAAACUGCUCUGUUCCUAGAAGUGCAGUGAUAGUUAAGCUGCUCUAAUUAUUAUCGACAUUGUUAUUAAGUUUAAUUUCUUUCUGUAAAUAAACUGUAGUCAUGUUAAUGAAGAUAACAGCUGUAGGUGUUUUUGAGUGCAGCGACUAUUCACUUAGCCUACAAAGUGAAUGUAAUUUCAAGGUUGUUUACUCAUUUGGUUAGAAGAGUUGAAAGGAAAUGUUAAAAGGAAUUUAUCGUAUGGAAUUGUUAACAGAGGCCUAAUCAAUACAUAAAAUCCUAUAAGAUCAAAUAAUUUUUUCAGACAAGUUAGAGUGCAACAUAUUAAGAGGGUGCAGAAUCCAAAGAAAAUUAAAUAAUCCCAGGACAAUGUAGAAUUACACUUUUCAGCAGAAUGUACAGUAGCUACAUCCUUUAUGCCAACUAUAUAACAAAUGACACUUUAAUGUAGGACACAGUUUUGUGUUACGAGAAUGGUACAAAUGACAUUUCCUUAAUUUCUACUAUUUUGAAACAAAUUGUUGUUAGGUUGAAAUUAGCUACAAUUACUUGUCAGAUUUAUACCAAAUUACUAUGGCCUAUGCGUACUGGAAGUCGGGGAAGGUGAAUGAUGUUGCUGUCUUUGAUUUGUAUUUCCGCAAAAAUCCAUUCCAAGGAGAGUUCACAAUAUUUGCUGGGCUUGAAGAGUGUCUUUUGUUUCUGGAGAAUUUUCAUUAUUCAGAAAGUGACAUACUGUAUCUGAAGCAAACUCUCCCACAAACAAUUGAGCCAGAAUUCUUUGUCUUUCUGAAGAAUCUCACACCGAGAGAUGUCACGCUCCAUGCCAUUGAAGAAGGGUCUGUUUGUUUUCCAAGAGUCCCCUUACUUCGGCUUGAGGGCCCCUUAAUCAUCGUUCAGUUACUAGAAACAACGUUACUCACUCUUGUCAAUUAUGCAAGCCUUAUGGCAACUAAUGCUGCCCGCUAUCGAAUGGCUGCAGGGAAGAACAUCACACUACUAGAGUUUGGAUUAAGGCGAGCUCAGGGACCUGAUGGUGGCUUGUCAGCAUCAAAAUACGCAUAUGUUGGUGGAUUUGAUGGGACAAGCAAUGUUCUGGCUGGCAAACUGUAUGGCAUCCCAGUAAAAGGAACACAUGCACAUUCAUAUGUAACAUCAUUUUCUGAUGUGAAUGAGCUCAAGAACAGAUUCUUGGCUCAUCGAACAACGGGCGUGAAGCAUGACAUGUUGCCAUUGUGUAUAGAAUGGAGAAAGAAAUUAUCAGCAUUGCUCGAUAUCUCUGACAAUGAAGCCUCUGAUGGUGAAAUGGCAGCACUUAUCUCCUUUGCAAUUGCAUUCCCAGAGGGUUUCACAGCACUCGUUGAUACGUAUGAUGUUAAGAGGAGUGGACUACUAAAUUUCUGUGCCGUUGCACUGGCUAUGAAUGACUUAGGAUAUCGUGCACAAGGCAUUCGGAUUGACAGCGGGGAUUUAGCCUACCUUUCCAAUAAAGCAAGAGAAAUUUUUGAAACUGUAGCUCAAAACCUGCAUCUCCCUUGGUUUGCAGAACUUAUGAUUGUUGCUUCAAAUGACAUCAAUGAAGAAACCAUUUUAAGUCUCAAUGAGCAAGACCACAAGAUAGACUGCUUUGGUAUUGGAACCCAUUUAGUUACUUGCCAGAGGCAACCAGCUCUUGGAUGUGUGUACAAAAUGGUAGAAAUCAAUGGAAGCCCUAGAAUAAAACUUAGCCAAGAUGUGGCGAAGAUAACAAUGCCAGGAAAGAAGGAUGUGUACAGACUAUAUGGAUCAGAUGGACAUGCGCUAAUUGAUCUAAUUAAGAGAUCUGUAGAGCCACCACCAGAGGUGGGUCACAAAGUGCUGUGCAGGCAUCCAUUUGAAGAAUCAAAACGUGCUUAUGUCAUUCCAACAAGAGUGGAGCCAUUACUUAAGGUUUGCUGGCAGGAUGGUAAAAUUUGUUGCCCUCUUCCUACACUCAGUGAGGUGCGAUCAAAAGUCCAUGCUUCUCUACGCACUCUGAGGCAGGAUCACAAACGAAAUCUGAAUCCAACACCAUAUAAGGUGUCAGUGAGCUCUGAACUGUACACCUUUAUUCAUGAGCUGUGGCUUCAGAAUGCUCCUAUUGGUGAGCUGUAUUAAAUGUAGUAUUGUUAUAAAAUAUUAUAGAAUGAGGAAGUUCAUGUGUAAAUAUGUUAAAAUUGUAACCAAGGGCAAUGAUGAUUUUUGGUAACAUACUGCACAAAGUUACUAUACUAAGAUAUUGCUCAGGCAUGGUAUCAGAACUAUAAAUGGUACAGAAUGUUAUUUUUAAACACUUCCUUUCAUAAUCUAUACUGAAGAAAGUUUUAGCUGAGGCAGUCAUAUUUACCAGAAACAAAUGAGAAAGAUAGAUUUAAACUUCAGUUUUGGGGAAGCUUCUCCAGAUGAUUGCUACCUGUCAGUGUCUGCAUCACUUUGGUUAAAUGCUUGUGGAGAGCACACGACAUUGCUUUUCAAUCUUUUGCUUCUGUCUGCAUAGGUGCUUUGUGUAACUUGGUCUAAGGAGAAAGUAGUGCAACAUUUGUUGAGUACUUGGAAAAAGAUCUUGCUGAGCGGAGUAGUUAUCAUCAGUGAUCAUGUAUUUUACAGAGCUUUAAUCACAUAGAUGGUGAAUGAAGUUCUCUUAAUUUUUGCUUAGAUCAUAAGUUGAGAGAGAGAGGUAAACUAUCUUAUCUGAGCUUCUGUCAUACUAUUUAGUAUUUUAGCUCGGAGUUCUUGCCUAGGAACCAAGCUGUUUGCUUAUGAGUUGUAAUGAACAACUGCAUUGAACUGUGAAAUGGCAAUGUGAACUGACACACCUGAUUAUAAUAAAAACUGCCGACUGUUAUUAUAUUCAGCACAGAUACUUAGAUGAGCAAAACCUUAGUCAUAUCUGACACUUUUUUCCAUGGACUUCAACACUGUUAGCAAACCUCUGUUGAGAAACAUUUAUUAUGUACACUGUAAAUUACCAUUUAAAUACGUCAUCCUGUAGGUAAUAAACACAUGCAAAAAACAAUCAUGUGAGCACUUGGGCACAAAUGUGUUUCUGUCUAAACUGUAUUAAUACAAGUUUUAAUUUUUUGUAAAUUUUAAAUGUUGCAUUGUAUACUUUUAGAGAAAUGACAUAUUUUGUAAGAUAAGUUUUUAGGACAUCUGUUCUUGUAAUUUUGGGCUGUGAUGUGUGUAAAAACAUUUCUUAAGUAUUACAUUUUUGUUUUUUAUGUAGUUUAACUCUUUUUUUAACAUUAUGUAAAGGAUACAUUACUGCUUGCCACAAACAUGAGACAUCAAGCUGCAGACAUAUUCAAUGAACAGAAUGCUAAAAGAUUUAUGCUUUCAGACAAAUUCUUUCUUCUGAAGUAGAAAACUCACACACAUUCGCACAAGUACAAUUCACAAAAACAUGGCCACUGCGUCUGGGCACUGAGGUACCUGAGGCAAGGGCCAUGUGUGAGUGUGAGUUGUACUUCUGUGACUGUGAGUUUUCUACUUCAGAAGAAGGAUUAUGUCUGAAAAUGAAAAUAUUUCAGUGUUCUAUUUCAUUGUGCCUGCCAGCAGCUCAAUGCUUCCUGUACAUUGUGAGUGGCAAUCUAUCAUUUCCAUCUUGUCAUAUUCCAUCCUGGACCUUCCAUUGUUCUACUCUUUUUUUCAUCAUACGUGUAUUUUCCAAUAUACUUAACUUUUUUGGUUGAAUUACAUGAGUAUUAAAUAACCUGUAAAUUAAUAAAUUGUAUGUUACUUAUGGAAGGUAACAUUCUGACUGAGGAUCUAUAACAACAAAGACACAAACAGUUACUGCAAAUCAUUUACUGUAAAUCAUUGAAGGUUAAUGUAGUUUUGGUGUAAGACAUGUAAGGUUUACAUAAGAUGUAUUGAUUUUGUAAAAAUGUUCAGUAUAUGUACCGUGUAAAUUUAUGUCAGAAUAUAUAAAUGUGAUAUUUUCUUUA
This is a messenger RNA of Schistocerca gregaria, 4598 nucleotides long. It is a transcript of the gene Naprt, whose product is annotated as nicotinate phosphoribosyltransferase. The record is from RefSeq and is a predicted model, not a curated record. Lineage: Eukaryota; Metazoa; Arthropoda; Insecta; Orthoptera; Acrididae. The transcript is spliced from 13 exons. Gene Ontology annotation, biological process: NAD+ biosynthetic process. The coding region runs from base 1210 to 2769 and encodes 519 amino acids. Gene Ontology annotation, molecular function: nicotinate phosphoribosyltransferase activity.